Messenger RNA from Drosophila bipectinata, 1429 nucleotides. RefSeq names its product homeobox protein six4 (gene Six4). Gene Ontology annotation, biological process: regulation of transcription by RNA polymerase II. Gene Ontology annotation, molecular function: DNA-binding transcription factor activity, RNA polymerase II-specific; RNA polymerase II cis-regulatory region sequence-specific DNA binding. Gene Ontology annotation, cellular component: transcription regulator complex; nucleus. NCBI's taxonomy places the organism in Eukaryota, Metazoa, Arthropoda, Insecta, Diptera, Drosophilidae. The record is from RefSeq and is a predicted model, not a curated record.
AAUGAUCUAUUAAGUUUCAAAAAUAUAUCUAUCGGAAUUGGUAGCAAUAAAACUUCCAUAUCAAGUGAUAAAUUAAAACAAAAUAAAUCAAAAUUUGAACAAAACUGAAAAAUGUUUGAAAAAAACAUGGACACCAACAAUCUGUCCGUCUCGAUCAAUGGAGAUCUGGACUCUACGAGUUCCGGCGGCACCUCCUCGGACCACUCGGCCGCCCAGCAGGAUAAUCUCAGUUCGCCGAUGGCCUACGGCUCGCUCUUCCUGCCAAAUGCUGGAUAUCGUGGCAACUUGUCUUGCAAAACUGUGCUGCAAUUAGACAAAUUCCCCUACGAGGGAGCGGAAAAGGAUCACCUGUUGGAGCGACGAUUCCAGGAUAUCACCAACGACUAUGACAAGUCUCCCCCGCCCACAGCCUCCACCACACCCACCCACUAUCCCAGCCUGAACAGCAUCAUAUUCGAGAAUGGCAAUGCCGGAAAUCUGGGGGAUCUUAAUGGGAAUACAAAGACGGACUCCAUGUGCGGAGGCUUGCAGAGGAACGGCAGUGGCCUGGGUGGGACAUCCAGUACUGGGGGACACCUUAUAUCCAAUCUCACGGCAGCCCACAACAUGUCCGCCGUAGGCAGUUUUCCCAUCGAUGCGAAAAUGUUGCAAUUUUCAACGGAUCAGAUCCAAUGCAUGUGUGAGGCCCUUCAACAGAAGGGGGACAUUGAAAAGCUGACUACCUUUCUGUGCAGCCUGCCGCCCAGCGAAUUCUUCAAGACCAACGAGAGUGUCCUCCGGGCCAGAGCCAUGGUGGCCUACAACCUGGGCCAGUUCCACGAGCUAUACAACCUCCUGGAGACGCACUGUUUCUCCAUCAAAUACCACGUGGAUCUGCAGAAUCUGUGGUUCAAGGCCCACUACAAGGAGGCGGAAAAGGUACGCGGACGGCCCCUCGGAGCCGUGGACAAAUACCGGCUGAGGAAAAAGUAUCCUUUGCCCAAAACCAUCUGGGAUGGUGAGGAGACAGUCUACUGUUUCAAGGAAAAGUCCCGGAACGCCCUCAAGGACUGUUACCUCACCAAUCGAUACCCCACUCCCGACGAGAAGAAGACGCUGGCCAAGAAGACGGGUCUUACGUUGACACAGGUCUCCAACUGGUUUAAGAACCGUCGCCAAAGGGAUCGUACGCCACAGCAGAGACCUGAUAUUAUGUCAGUCCUGCCCGUAGGCCAACUGGACGGCAAUGGCUUCCCGCGCAUGUUCAAUGCCCCAAGCUAUUAUCCCGAAACGAUUUUCAACGGGCAAUAAACCGCGAUCCAUGCGAUGCUGGUUUUUCGUGUAAAUAAUGCGUGUUUAUGUUAGGAGUGAAAGAAAUAAUAUGGAAAAUUGGUCAUCAAAUGGCACAUAUUCGUUAGCUUUAGAAUAAACUAAUUUUUGCUUUAUGUAU